Cyclospora cayetanensis is the source of this 4020-nucleotide messenger RNA. RefSeq lists its product as uncharacterized. The transcript has 4 exons. The coding region runs from base 1 to 4020 and encodes 1339 amino acids. NCBI's taxonomy places the organism in Eukaryota, Apicomplexa, Conoidasida, Eucoccidiorida, Eimeriidae. The record is from RefSeq and is a predicted model, not a curated record. Gene Ontology annotation, molecular function: protein binding.
AUGACCCCAGGAGUCGCUGGACUGUCUGUACACCAGACACCGACGGCGAGCAUGCAUGCUGCAGGCGCCUCUGGGAGCCAAGCAGGAGAGAGCACCCCUUUUGCGUCGCUCACUGCAGCGGCUUCCCCCUUUACUGCUGCUCCCGGAGACUCUCAACGACCCCCUGAAGAUGCAGCAGACGGCGCCUUGUCUGCCGCAGCUGCAGCAGAAGGCGGAGGCAGUUUUGGAGGCUUCACUGGCGCUCCCGAUGGAGCGACAGGCAGCAGCAAGGCCUUUUUGGAAGCCUCGCGAAAGUGGUGCUGCAGCUCAGAAACAAGAGGGCUGGCUCCCGUUUGCUGCCCUUGCCACGCUCUGCGAACUUGCCGAUGCAGCAAGGGAGGCCCCUUCGCGCAGCGGCGGAUUCUCUUGCAGCACCUGCGGCGACAACAGCACGAGAAGUUUGCUUCCGCUGCCAGUGCUGCUGCUGAAGAGCUGGAGGACGCAUGCGAGGACGGCUUCGAGUGCAGCCAGAGCGACGCCUGCAACCCUUCAAGCGGUGUUGUGGACCCCUAUGCUCGUGCAUGGAAGCCGCCUCUGCAUGCAGCCGAUUUUCCCCCCCUUCCUCCGCCCGUCUCCUCGAGAGCACGACGAGCAGCAGCAGCCGCAGGAGGCCUUUCCCCCACUCCUGCUACACUGGAUGGGGAGGGGACUGCGCCUUGCCACAGCAGCGCUGCCUCCGCAGCUGCCUUGCAAAUGCAGUGGUCUCUGCCUCCGGUGGGGUUGCGCGUUGUUUCCGCCUUUUCUUUUGGAGGGUUGCUCACGAGGUCAGCGGACUUGGUGGUGCUUGAGCUCGCGCAUUUGGCUCCCGCUCCAGCUGGCGAGCAAGCCUGGCAGCGGCUCGCGCACUCAGCAGCCGCGCCAGCGUCGCAUCCUGAGAGCCUUCCUCGGCACCAGCAGCAGCAGCGGCAGCACGCUCGGGAGCAGGAGCUUCAGGGGGGCAAGCAGGCGCAGCAGCCUCCCCGUCAGGAGAACUGGGAGUGCGUCUGCUGCUUUCAGGUGUCGCUGCAGCGGUACCAGUACGCAGAACUGCAGCGGCACGUGUACCAGCUGUAUCCGUUCACGCCUAUGAACGGCGGGAAGGAAGGGCACGCAGGGGCGGGGUGGGAGGCCCCUUGGAGGCGACUGGAGACGCGCUUCAGCAACGCGCCUUCAAGCGGUGAGAACAACACAGCAGCCUCCGCACUGUCUGCUGCUGCUGCCGCAACUGGCAGAAAAAUGGAGUACCUCACUGCUGGGCAAGAGGCGCCUGAUGUAGCAGCGUUCGUGGGAACGCUGCUGCAGCGUGCUGAUAUCAUGAGCGACGUCUUUGUUCAGAGACGCCUUGGAAUUCGGCAGCAGCACGUCCUGUGCUGUCGGCGAUGCAGAAGGAGACUCGAGACACCCCACCCCCUCUCCCCCCUGCUGCUGCCUCCGCAGCACAUGACGCUGCCCGUGCACGGGCGUCUUUUCGCUUCGCGCGUGUCUCUUGAGCUGCGGGAUGCCUGUGUGGCCUUUAUUCAACCUCCUUCCGCUGAAUCGGCUGCUUCCGAGGCGCUGUACGGAUGCAAAGAAACGCUCCCAGGAGUCGACAAGGGGCCUCUGCACCACCAGCAGAAGCAGCAGCAUGCACAGAAGCAUGUAGAUGAUGACGGGCCUGGCGAAACCGGCGAGACAGCCUCUUGGCGUAUUCUUCAGAGACGCAGUGCGCCGUCCUGCUGGCUGCUAGGGGGUUCUUGCCCGCCUUUUGUGAUUCUCUCCCUUUUCCACACGAGUGGCAAGCGCAUUUCCUUGUUUCCUUUUCUCGCUGGGAAGAAGAAGCAAGGAAGCAGCGCAAUAAAGGCUGCUGCUGUCUCCGCAGGGACUGCCGCCGUGGCAGUGCAGAAGCGCAUCGCCCUCAUGGCUUAUCCUCAACGCGAUAAGGCUGCUGUGUUGCUGAUACUUCCCAAGCCCUUCCCUUCGUCUUUCUGCGAGCGGCUAGAAGCCGCAGUGCUGCGGCAACAAGCCACAGCAGGCCCACUGACACCAGAAAACACCCCCAAGAGCGACUCCAGGAACGACAAUCGCACCCGGAGACAGCGUCGAUCCGUGGCUUGCGGACUCAAAAUCAAGAGUCGGAGUUCUCUCCUCGCUCUCUCAGUACCUUCCUCCCUAGCCCUCCCGUGGCUGCCUCCCCUCACAGACACCGCAGAGGCUGCAGAGGCUGCUGCGUUUUGCAGCGAACGUGGCUCAGAGCUUGACGCAUCGGACGAGAAUUGCGUGUCUUCUCGUGCAUCGACGUCUCUCUUCUCAGCAGCCACACUUGCGAGCAGUCAGUUUCAGCUCGCCUUCUCGUCUCUGCAGCAUGAGUGUCUGAGGAACUCUAUCAGACGCGGCCUCUGCUGCUGCUACGCGCCGUUGCUGUCAUCCUUCUUUGUCGGGGGAGAUGAUGGAACCAUUGCAGUGCUGCAGGUGUCUGCCUUGGAGGCGCCGCUGCUGCAGAGCCACGCAUUCCCCACGUCUUCUUCCGCAGCAGCAGCAGCGGAGCAUUUCCGCAGCGGCGCAGACACUCAGAGAAAUAACCGCCGUCAUACCAGCUCCAUCAUUGCCUCCUCGAUAGGCCCUUUGAUAGCCCCCAUGCGCCUCCACACACCCCUUGGUAGCACUCAGUACGCCGCUGUAGAGCAGCAGCUGCAGCAUCUGCGUCUCAGAAAGCUCCCAGAGGUAAUCAAGUUCAUCAGGGAAGAACCGGUGGACGUUGUGGCCCUACUGUCCGUACAGCUGCCCGCAGGCGACACCCUCGGGAGCACCUCGAGCAGCCGUCCUAGGAGCACAAGUGCCGCAGAUCUGAAGCCCAUGCUGCUGGCAGCGGGAAGAAGCGGCAGUGUGCUGCUGGCGGAUGUCGCGUCCUCGCAAGUUCUUGCAUCGUAUGUAGCGCAGAAGGGAGGUUUCCUCGCGCCGACAGACACGAUUGCAACCGUAGUAGCGGAUGAGACUCGGCUGCUGCUAUUUUGCUGCUACAGCGGCGGAAGCGUGCGAAUACUGCAGCUGCAGCAAUGCAAGGCCAGCGACAGCGGCCUGCAACUCGUGGUGCUCUCCUACCUGGAAUCAGGGGCGCACCCGCUCCAUAUGGCUCCUGUGCUGCCGUUACUGUCUCUUCAAGGCACGAAACAGCAACAGCCGCAACAGCCGCUUCGACAGGAGAACAGUCUUUCGGGAAGUGGCGGCUGCAGCACCGCGGGCGGGCCUUGUUCGGGUGUCUCUUCAAUCCGCUGUGCGUGCAUUGAGUCCCAGCAGAGGCUCCUCUUUCUUGGCAGUAGCUCUAGCAGGAACGGUGUCGUCUCCAUCUUGUGCUACAGCGUCUUAGGCAGCAACUGUAACAGUAGAGCUGCAGAGGAAGGCACUGAGGCCGUCGUCGCUGAAGCGAGUGCUGCGCGCGUAGUCCUAGUUGCCAGAGUUGUGUGCCUUGCAGAAGCCGUCUCCUGUUUAGCUGUCUGGCCAGAGAGAGGCAUGUUGCUGGUCGGCGGUGCAGAGGGGGCGCUGCUUCUGCUGUUACUAGAGGGUCUAGUCUCUGAGUCUCCCGAGUUCGAACCAGAGAGUGCUACUGCUGCUCCCUCAGACAGGCCGCUGGAGUCUUUGAGACGGAGGUUCCAUUUCCACCAGUCUGGUGGCACUUUUGUAGGCAACCAGCGGCCAAACGAGGAGAGAGAGCUAAGAGGCUCUUUCUCUGCACGCAGCUCAAAAUUGCCAUUCCCCCUGCGCAUGCGCUUCUCUACAGCGCAGAGCCGCCCCCAGGGAACUGAUGAACGCUUGCACUUGCAGCAGCGUGGCUUUGGGGGGGACCUGGAGAACGUGCUGCGUGACAGUAUGGCUGCCAACGCCGAGUCCAUGCUGCUCUUGAGGGCGCACAAUAAGUCCAUCCGGAAAAUCUUGCUCUUUCCCAGCGAAGCCGUCUUCGUAUCCUGUGGUGCUGAAGGCACCCUGAAAAUGUGGAGAAUGCCACCAACCGGGGAACUGGCCGACUGA